AUGAAAGCCACGGUACAUGAUCUGGAAGUGAUCUCGGACAUACGAACAUACGAGCUGCUCAAGUACAAUCCGAUUUCAGAACAUAUCAGUAAGUCGUGUCAUUUUUAAAGCGUUUUUGAUUUUUAAAAUUUAAGAACGUUUACUUUAUUCUGUGCCCUCUUUGAAAUAUAUUUUUAGCUGACAUAACUUUUACUACGCAUGAAUACUACAAAGCAGCUGUACUGGAAGAACUUGUUGAAGGUUUAUCACUGAUUAUGUGUAUCGACUCAUAUGUUAUUGGUUUCUUGACCGGCUUUAAAGGCGAAGUUAAAGCUGAUGAUGUUGGAUUUACUGGAUUUAAAGAGGACUAUGCAGAAGGUAAACUUAAAUUUUCAAAAUUAAAAAAACUAUGAUAUGUAAUUAAUAAUAGCGUUUACUACUGUUAUAUUCCAUAAUAUUUCAUCCAGAUUGUGCCAAAAAGCUACCAUGCCCACCAGAAGUAGCCAUUAUCAAGGUGAUAGUGGAUGAAAUGAGGAAAUGCAUCAAAUAUCAUGUACCAGUUGGAUAUUACUAUUCAAUUAGUCGAUUUUCAAUUCAAAAAGAUUUUUGUGGUGCUGGUCUGGGCAAAGCCUUAUGGAAGGCGAGCUUGACAAUUGCGAAACAGCACGGUUUCAAGUACGUUGAAGCUGAAUGUUCGGCCGUCGCUUCGACUAAAGUCGCAGAAAGUGUAGGUUUUUGGGUCUUGACAUAGAUAGGGGGUGGUGAUGACGGGAGAGGUCAAAAAAUUUGUAACUUUUUAUCUCUUACUCCUUAACCCCCCCCCCCUUUUUUUAAAAAUUAAAAUAAAUAUUGAUAAUAAUAACCGUUUUUAGCUAGGCCUACGAUCAUUCUUUGUAUUCCCAUUAGAACGAGCAAUCCUCAACGGAAAACCGUUCUUUCCUCCAGUCCUUAGUGACGGAUUAACUGGAGCAAACUUGGUCAUUGGAGAAAUUGACAAUUAUAACACUCUCUAA
Molecule: messenger RNA, 992 nt
Organism: Bursaphelenchus okinawaensis
Lineage: Eukaryota; Metazoa; Nematoda; Chromadorea; Rhabditida; Aphelenchoididae
Source: the annotation of a GenBank genome assembly